This is a messenger RNA of Sander lucioperca (pikeperch), 4794 nucleotides long. RefSeq names its product protein kinase C, epsilon a (gene prkcea). Gene Ontology annotation, biological process: protein phosphorylation. NCBI's taxonomy places the organism in Eukaryota, Metazoa, Chordata, Actinopteri, Perciformes, Percidae. Gene Ontology annotation, molecular function: diacylglycerol-dependent serine/threonine kinase activity; ATP binding. The record is from RefSeq and is a predicted model, not a curated record. Bases 876 to 3104 code for a protein of 742 amino acids. The transcript is spliced from 15 exons.
UCAUCCGGCGCAAGAGACCGGCAGCUCGGGUGACGCGUUUUGCGCAUUUCCUGCAGCUCGAGCUCACUCAGAUUCAGGAGAGAGAGGGGACGGGAAACAGGGACCGAAAGGAGAAAAAAAACCGAACGGGAGCGAAGCACCGUGAUGUAUUUGAGGUGCUCGUGAGCCCGAAAAAGACUGCAUUGAGGGGGCAAAAAGGCAUUGCUUUCCGAGAGUACGCGCAAAUAUCGCGUUGCUGUGAGGUCGAAACAAGGAGAUUAUCCCAAAGAAGAGCGAUCGAGGGGCUGGAAACGGAGCACCAAUCCCGGAUGGCUAGGCGCGGCUGCUCGCGCUGUCUCCCACCCUGACCCGGGAGAGACACACAAGACCGUGGGGACGCUCCGGGGCUUCACGUGAACCCAACCGGAGCUCGUUAACCCGCAUUCCCCCUCUCUGCUGUUUUAUAUCUCGGCCUGUUUACGCCGAAACAGGAAUCUUGUGUGGCGCACGGGACCGACCAUAAACAAACAAGACAGCCGCUCGGGUGGGAGAGUGUUCAGCAAGCGACCUCUGAAGGGUGUGAGUCUGCGUUGUUACUGCGUUUUUUUUUCAUCCCAUUAGAGAUCAGCUGUAUUGUAAGCGCGUGUGUCUCUGUUUGUAUGUGCGUGUGUAGAUAACAGUGUUCAGAUAUGGCUGUACUAGACUGAGAGUCCAAGGAGCCAGCGGCAUUAUGGGAUGUAGCAGGACUGUGCAGUGACCCCUCUCAUUGGAAGGAAACACUUUGUGUACAGGAACAGGCAGACUAGCCUAAACACACACACACACACACACACACACACACACACACACACACACACACACACACACACACAUACACAUCCCAACCGCCUGCAGCCAUGCCUGUGUUCAGUGGCCUGUUGAAGGUGCGAGUGUGUGAGGCAGUGGACCUGAAGCCCACACCAUGGGCCCUGCGUCACGCUGUGGGGAAGAGCGGCUCCUUCCUGCUGGACCCUUACCUGGCCCUGAAUCUGGAUCACACCCGGCUUGGCCAGACCGCCACCAGGACCAAGACCAACAGCCCCGCCUGGCACCAGGAGUUCUGCACUGAGGUUCGUGAGGGAAGGAGUCUGGAACUGUCUGUCUUCCACGAUGCACCCAUCGGAUAUGAUGACUUUGUGGCCAACUGCACCAUCCAGCUGGAGGACCUGCUGCAGAACGGAACCAGGCACUAUGAGGACUGGAUUGACUUGGAGCCAGAGGGCAAGGUUUACGUGGUCAUUGAUCUAUCCGGAUCCUCCACUGAAGCCACGGGGACCAAUGAGAAUGAGGAGCGGGUGUUUCGAGAGAGAAUCGGUCCUCGCCGGCGACAGGGCGCCGUCCGAAGACGCGUCCAUCAAGUCAAUGGACACAAGUUCAUGGCCACCUACCUGAGACAACCAACCUACUGCUCACAUUGCAGAGAUUUUAUCUGGGGCGUGCUGGGGAAGCAGGGAUACCAGUGUCAGGUGUGUACGUGUGUCGUCCACAAGCGCUGCCAUGAGCUCAUCAUCACCAAGUGUGCCGGGAUGAAGAAACAGGAGGACACACCAGAGGAGGUGGGUUCACAGCGGUUCAGUGUUAACAUGCCCCAUAAAUUCAGUAUCCACAACUACAAGGUCCCCACGUUCUGUGACCACUGUGGCUCCCUGCUGUGGGGCCUCAUGAGGCAGGGCCUGCAGUGCAAAGUGUGUAAGAUGAAUGUGCACAGACGGUGUGAGACCAAUGUGGCUCCUAACUGCGGUGUGGAUGCCCGAGGAAUCGCAAAGGUCCUCUCUGAUUUGGGAGUCACGCCGGACAAGAUCUGCAACACCGCACAGCGCAGGAGGAAGUUGACUCCAGGGCAGGACCCUCCCCAGUCUCCUCCUGAGCUCUCCCAGACUGAGGAGAACAGCUUCAGCCAGCCAUCUGUUCCCACCUCCCCCUCACAGCAGGAUUUGGCACAGUUAGAUCGCUUGCAGGAAGUGCUGUCACUCGACCAGCAGGGACCCCAACACUCCUCCUCUUCCUCCUCCUCCACCACCUCCUCUUCGUCCUCGUCCUCCUCGGCAGGGAAGGAGAACGGACAGAUCCUGAGGAGGAGCCUCAAGGACUUCAACUUUAUCAAGGUUCUCGGCAAAGGCAGCUUCGGCAAGGUGAUGUUGGCAGAGCUGAAGGGGACAGAGGAGGUUUACGCUGUCAAAGUUUUAAAGAAGGACGUGAUCCUGCAGGACGACGACGUGGACUGCACCAUGACUGAGAAGCGCAUCCUGGCGCUUGCUCGCAGACACCCCUACCUCACCCAGCUCUACUGCUGCUUCCAGACACGGGACCGUUUGUUUUUUGUAAUGGAAUAUGUAAAUGGAGGAGACCUGAUGUUCCAGAUUCAGCGAUCCAGAAAGUUUGACGAGGCUCGCUCUCGUUUCUAUGCCGCCGAGGUCACCUCAGCCCUCAUGUUCCUGCACCGCAACGGAGUCAUCUACAGAGAUCUGAAGCUGGAUAACAUCCUGUUGGAUGCAGAGGGACACUGUAAGCUGGCAGACUUCGGCAUGUGCAAAGAGGGCAUCAAGAAUGGAGUGACCACUACCACCUUCUGUGGCACGCCUGACUACAUCGCCCCUGAGAUCCUGCAGGAGCUGGAGUAUGGAGCCUCCGUGGACUGGUGGGCCUUGGGGGUGCUGAUGUAUGAGAUGAUGGCCGGACAGCCUCCGUUCGAAGCUGAUAACGAAGACGACUUGUUUGAGUCGAUUCUCCAUGACGAUGUCCUCUACCCCGUAUGGCUCAGCAAAGAAGCUGUUUCUAUCCUUAGAGCGUUCAUGACCAAGAACCCGGCCAAGCGUCUGGGCUGCGUGGUGAGCCAGGGCUGUGAGGAGGCCAUCAAGACCCAUGCCUUCUUCAGAGAGAUCGACUGGGUCCUGCUGGAGCAGAGAAAAGUCAAACCACCCUUUAAACCGCGGAUUAAGACCAAGCGAGAUGUGAAUAACUUUGACCAGGACUUCACCAAGGAGGACCCUGUGUUGACCCCCACGGACGAGGCCAUCAUUCGACAGAUCAACCAGGAGGAGUUCAAAGACUUCUCCUACUGCGCCCCCGAGGAGGCGCAGACCUAACACACACACACAAACACACACACUGAUCAAACACUAAACACUAAACCUGGCACGCACGGAUGCACACAUUGCUGACACUCAUACAUGUGUAGAAUCAUGAAUCCCUUUACAAAACACACACACACACACACACACACACACACACAUGCACACAGUCAAUCCUUUACUUUGAAGCUAUUGGUUGUUGUUACUUUUUGGAAUAUUCUUUACUUGCAUUGUGUUGUUCUUGUUGCCUGGGGUUUAUUAUGACUAUAAAUAUGACUAUGAAUAUAGAUUUACACACUUGCACAUGCUCUCACAAACAUUCCCACGCUGCACACUUUUAAUGCAGAUUUACACACAAACAAAAACGACAAUCCGAAGUUUUACUCACAAACACAAACAUGCUCACUGCACAUGCUCAGACAACCAAAACACACACGCACACACACUUACACUGCUUCUCUCCCCAGCACCAGGACUGUACAGUGGGUGCUGGGUGCUGGGUGCAGAGGCCUGUAUAUAGCCUGUGUUGAGUGGCUGUAUCGUGUUGGUAUUGUCUGCUAGUAAAGGAGAGUUGUGGCGCAUGGACAAGCACCCUACCUGUGUUAUUACUGUCCUUAUUGUGGACCAGUUAGGGCUAAAUACCCUUUGUGCAAUACGCUGACUAUCUAUAUAUUUUAUUUGUUUUUUCAUGUGUUGUUUUUGUCUUUUUUUCUCCUCAAAAUGUGUUUUUGUGUAUGAUUGAAAUCUUGCGCUCAUCAUCCUCCUGUCUCAUGUGUAUAACGAGAAUGUCGAGCUUACAGGUUACAGGCUAUAGAACUAAUUAUGUGGAGCAGAGUGUUACAGGCGGCCUGUGUAGCAGCAUAAAGCCCAAUUUCCAGCUAUUUCAUCCAUCUGCUAGUUUCAGAGUCCGUGUCUGUCCUGCUGGUGUGAAUGUACUGGCCCGUGGGCGUUUUUUUUUUGUCGUGAAUGUACAUAUUCGUAAGUGAAUGCUUGACUUUUCUUUCUCCCUUUCGGUGUGUGACUUUUUAUCCUCAGCAUUUUUGUUUCUAUAGUUACCAUCAGUGUUUUCAGCCCCCCCCCCCCAUCCUUCCCCUCUUCUCCAAAGCACCAAUUCCCCUUUCCUGCCUCCAGCAGCCGUCUCACUCAGCCAAAACCACUUGCUUUUCUGACUUUUGCUUUUAUUUUUCAAGAAUGGCUUUUCUUUCUUAUUGCUCUUUCUUUUUUAUUAUAGUUAUUAUUAUUAUUAUUAUUAUUAUUAUUAUUAUUAUUAUUAUUGUUAUUGUAAAGUGUAUCUGGAGGAAAUCUUUGUGUAUAAAACUAUAACUAUACUAUCAUAGGUCUGUUACAGCCGGGCGAAAAAGAAAUGUGGAAAACCAGCAGCUGAAUUACCUCUCAUUUCCAACACACACACAAACAAACCACCACAUACAGACUCUCUCCUUUGCCUCCUUCCUCUUCUUCUCUUUCUUUGAAACACACACACAUGCACUCACAGUGAAGGACUGUUGUCGCGUGUACUGUACAGUGAUCUGAAGGCGAGCUGGUUGCUCUGUGUGCAGUAAAAUCGGUGUGUAGUGAAGCUUUGUGCACCCAGGGGUAGGGCUGUUCCUGGUCACACUAUCUUACUCUGUGCCAAAAUGUAGUGCAACAGCCAGGCUAUUCCUGUCUGGUCUGAUUCCAAUAAAACACUGAGCUGUCUACAUCA